This is a messenger RNA of Schizophyllum commune H4-8, 1580 nucleotides long. RefSeq lists its product as uncharacterized. Gene Ontology annotation, biological process: protein phosphorylation; mitotic DNA damage checkpoint signaling. Bases 141 to 1403 code for a protein of 420 amino acids. Lineage: Eukaryota; Fungi; Basidiomycota; Agaricomycetes; Agaricales; Schizophyllaceae. Gene Ontology annotation, molecular function: protein serine/threonine kinase activity; ATP binding. The transcript has 5 exons. The record is from RefSeq and is a predicted model, not a curated record. Gene Ontology annotation, cellular component: nucleus.
GCGCCCGCCAGGGCCAGUGAUCGGCGCGCGGGGGAAUAUCAUAACGUUGCUUGCCUCUAACGACUACCCUUUCCGCCUCCUAGUGUUCUUUCUAUCCUCCCCUCCACUGUCCUUACGCCUUUUGACGCACCUAAAAGUCUAUGGGUGAUGUACUCGGAUUCGACAUCGACGUUAACAUAAACUAUGACGACCCGUCCUGGAACGACUAUGUUGAGCACCAGAACAUGUGGUGCAAGUACCAGCCCAUGCUGGAGGCGAAGGGAUAUCGCCUCCCCGAGGAGUACAAGCCGACGAAUACUAUCAGCAUAUCUGAGCUGAAGAAGCACGGAAGCCCGUUCAUCCUGACGGAACACCCGCACGUGCAGCUUGAGUCGAAGCGCAUCAAGGACAACAGCCCUAUUGUGCUCAAGUUCGUGAAGAUUAGCGUGCAGGAGGCAGCCAUCACGGCGCACCUGGCGAAGAUCAGCGACCCAUGGAACCAUACCAUUCCCGUCUGGGAUGUCAUCAACUUACCCGACGACGACAAGUGGUGCAUCCUUGUCUGCCCAAAGUACCGAUCGUGCUACAAGCUUCCCUUCCACACUACCACCCAGUUCGUCGUGUUCUUACGACAGGUCCUGCGGGGCCUCUGCUUCAUGCACCGACAUAAUGUUGCCCACUGUGAUAUAGCCUCGGGGAACAUCGUCCUCCAUGAGACUGCGGUAACCGAAGAAGCCGAUGAAUCCUUCGUCGUCGAGAAGGGGACGCCAUCGACGACUUUACGAUUCCGCGGUGCGUUACGACGAUGGACAUCGAAGAAGCGGAAAGGCGCACGAUACUACUUCAUCGACUUCGGCCUGUCGUGCGCCUUCGACAGCUACGAGAAACGGCACAAGGUCUACGGUGUCUGCGGUCAGCACCGUGAUGUACCCGAGCUAUCGGAAGAGGUUGCCUACGAUCCGUUCAAGGUAGAUAUGCGCCAGCUUGGUGAGACCUUGAGGAAGGACUUCGCUGAGGAAUACCAAGGCCUCGAGUUCAUCCAGCCCCUCAUUAACCGCCUACGCGAGGACGAUCCAGACAAGAGGCCCACGGCGGAAGAAGCGCUCGACAUCUUCGAGCAGCUCGUCGACUCGCUGCCUGACAAAAAGACACGGAAAUUGAGGCGGCGCGACGACUGCCCCGCACUACAAUACUUUGCCAUCUUCUUCGUCGCUGCAUGGAUGCUAGGCCUCUACUGGAUGUACCACGUCAUCACUGGACUCGAUCCGGAACGCUUUCAAGGCGUCCCGAUGGGAUUAACUGGAGCUAUUCAUAGGGCACGGCAGGUCAGCGCGGCGGACGAGGCUGGUAUGGAUGCUUUGCUGGAGGGGACGAGGGCUAUGUUUGAUGACUCGGUAUCACCUCUGGAAGGGACGUUGAGAUAGCUAUGGUAUAUGCUCAUGAUUAUCUACAUCCUUGCUUCAUAUAGAUGACAGAUACCUAUACACUAGUGGAUCGGGACGGUGUAGUUUACAUACCUGUAUACUAAUUCGGCGAGCCACUCGCUAUCAGGCUAUGCCAACGACUAUGCUUUAUCGUAAGACGCUCUUGUUGUUGAGUCC